ACAAUGGCUGAAGAACAACCACAGGUCAAACUGUUUGUGAAGGCUGGCAGUGAUGGGGCCAAGAUUGGGAACUGCCCCUUCUCCCAGACACUAUUCAUGGUCUUCUGGCUCAAGGGAGUCACUUUCAAGGUCACCACUGUUGACACCAAGAGGCCAGACGAGACGGUGCAGAAGCUGUGCCCAGAAGGGCAGCUCCCAUUUCUGCUCUAUGGCACCAAAGUGCACACAGACACCACCAAGAUCGAGGAAUUUCUAGAGGCAGAGCUGUGCCCUCCCAGGAAUCCCAAGCUGGCAGCUCUGAACCUUGAAUCAAACACAGCUGGCCUGGACAUAUUUGCCAAAUUUUCUGCCUAUAUCAAGAAUUCAAACCCAGCACUCAAUGAUAAUCUGGAGAAGGGGCUCUUGAAAGCUCUGAAAGUUUUAGACAAUUACUUGACAUCCCCCCUCCCAGAAGAAGUGGAUGAGACCAGUGCUGAAGAUGAGGGCAUCUUUCAGAGGAAGUUUUUGAAUGGAAAGGAGCUCACUCUUGCUGACUGCAACCUGUUGCCAAAGCUGCACAUAAUACAGAUGGUAUGUAAGAAGUACCGUGGAUUCUCCAUCCCUGAGGUAUUCCAGGGGGUGCAUCGGUAUUUACGCAAUGCCUAUGCGAGGGAAGAGUUUGCUUCCACCUGUCCGGACGAUGAAGAAAUCGAGCUGGCCUACGAGCAAGUGGCCAAGGCUCUCAAAUAA
This is a messenger RNA of Pteronotus mesoamericanus, 729 nucleotides long. RefSeq names its product chloride intracellular channel protein 1-like. Bases 4 to 729 code for a protein of 241 amino acids. The record is from RefSeq and is a predicted model, not a curated record. Lineage: Eukaryota; Metazoa; Chordata; Mammalia; Chiroptera; Mormoopidae. The transcript has a single exon.